Hypoxylon trugodes is the source of this 2360-nucleotide messenger RNA. RefSeq lists its product as uncharacterized. Bases 658 to 2046 code for a protein of 462 amino acids. NCBI's taxonomy places the organism in Eukaryota, Fungi, Ascomycota, Sordariomycetes, Xylariales, Hypoxylaceae. The transcript is spliced from 4 exons. The record is from RefSeq and is a predicted model, not a curated record.
UAUGUGUGAUGGUCGCUGAUUAUGUCUAAUACAAUCUCAGUAGGGCCAAUGGUACGUAAUAACAGCCCUAAGUUGGUGGCCGUCAGGUAACACAGAAUGGUGUCAUUCCGCACCCAAAUCCGAUCUGAUUAUUAGGGAUAGUCAAACAAUGGUUACAUGCCAGUAAGUUUAGCUUAUGAGAUUAAGCCUCCCGGAUCAGCCAUAUGAUGGAUAUCAUGAAGCUCUCACUGCUAGACUUAUACACUAAGUUAUCGGGAGACGCUUGAUAUCUGGGUAGAAUGACGCAAGUUGUCUUCGGAGUUCGGAGUAUUGAUUUCGACUUGGUUUAUGCGACGUCCAGUCUCUACGAAAGAAGUCGCACUGUUAACGUAUCGCUGACGACUUAAUUGAUUUCGGGUAUCUACUCGAAAAACGUCAGAGAUAUUCCCAGACGAGAGGUCGAUUAUAAAAACGACCUAUAAUAGGAAAAUGGGUACUUAUCUGCAACAUCUCGGCAUUCGAAGGAUGAAGCCGCGCUUAGCUCCGAUAAGUCCGCUAAACUCCUUCCGACUCCUACUCUUCUACCUAGGUACAUUUCGAGCUAUGUCAACAAUAACAUAUUUUAUUCUACCUAAUAUCAAACUGGCGAAUGUCGCUUCUUACGUAACAUAACAUAGAAUGGCUUUUGAAUUCGUUAAUAAUACUACCAUCGAUCGCAAUGCAAGAAGACUGAUCCGCAGUCACGCGGCCAAGGGCAAGAAUGUCGGGAAAACGCACCCGUCGCGGAGGAGGCGAGCUGCGAUGAAGGCUAAGACCACUAAACCUGACAAUAAAACGACCGAAUUAAUAUCCCGCCAUGAGUCUGCUGUCGUAUCUACGACGCAUUCACAACUUGAUUAUAGUCUGUUUGCUUACUCUUUACCGAUCGAGUUACCUCCUGGAUCCGGUACUCUCGUACAGAAAGUCUUCUCGUUCCUUAGUGGAGUCCCCUAUACGGAUGGGCUUGGGAAUGUGGUUGACUUUGCGCAAGCUGGGUCGAUAUGGAUAGAAUUUUUAUUCUUAGAUGAAGCAUACUUCCACUGUUCAAUCGCUAUGUGUCUUGCCGCCGUAGAUUCAUUGAUCGUGACACGAGAAGAAUCUGUGGAGGCGAUGCACCAUGUAUCAAGCAGCCUCCGCCUAGUGAAGGAGAGACUAUCUGGUGAAAAGGCGCUGGCGGAUACGACGAUGGCGACAGUAGUAGCAAUGAUACAGUAUGAACGUCUAUGUGGUCAAUAUUAUCAAGCACUGGUCCAUUUUGAGGGGCUUCAGGAGAUGGUUAGAUUGCGUGGUAGGAUCGCUCACCUCCGAAAGAGCAAGCCUGCCUUGGUUCAAAAGAUAUUCAGAGUCGAUCUUGAAUUGUCCUUAUAUCUGGGACCAUCUACACGAUUUAAGGCCGACGAAGUACCGGGCGCUACCGCCAUUGACUGGCUUCGCAAGGGAUUCGGAGAGCCUCAAAUACGCCAUUUACUCAAGUCAUAUCCUUUAACACAAUUGAAUCCCCAACUCCAAGAUGUUUUCAUAGAUAUUAUGAGUCUUGCCUGGUUCCUUAACGGAAAUGUCGGCGAUGGUACUAGGUUGGAUGGGUACACAUAUCAUAACAUCCUCAUCCUUAUCGGAUACCGACUUAUUCAUUUGAGAUCCUUAGAUGGCCCGCCACUAGCCGACCGCCUCGAAAAUGCUAUACAUAUAGGGUUAUUGAUGUUUAUGACGACUUUCUUGCUUUCCCUUAGCCACAAGCUCCCGAAUGUGCCAUUGCUCCGGGAAUUGGUACGUGCGCUUGUUCAAGAGGAAUUUGAUGAAGAUGCGGGGAGCGAGGAUGUGCUCCUGUGGGUUUUGUUCAUUGGAAAAAUCUCAAUUUUCAAAGGGAGGGAGGAUGCGUGGUUGGUUCAAAGAGCAUCACGCAUCAUGUCGACGCUAGAUCUCCGGAAUUGGGAUGAUGUGUGCCAAGUUAUUUCCAAGUUUCCUUUCGUCUGCUCUCUUCAUGGGAGUUCGGGGCAGUCAUUUUGGAAUCAAUUAAAUCACAUUUAAAUUGUGAAGGCUACUAUUGUCUAUUCCCAAUGAAGUCGCAUUCUAAUUCGAACCAAUUCCUUUAUCUAUAUCGAAAAUUAUUCGAACGAUCCUUGAGGGUUACCAGGCCUUUGUAAACCGAAUCAACGAGACCCCCCACGACAUCUUCGCACAUAAAUAUCUUAAUGUCGCAACACCCGAUCCAAACAGCCGGGCUCAAUCUUCUCCAGCUCAACUGCUAUAUCAUUCCAAAUUCUCUCCCCUAGUUUCCUGCCUUCUUCGCCUUUGACCCAUUCAGGAACUUGGUGUCUUGAGAUACUCGUUAGCAGCUGUCC